AUGUCACCUUUCCGCGAUCCUCCAGCAGAGAUCAUCAACGCGUGGGAGCUUUGGGCGGGCCUCAAGGACGAAAUAAUUCUGGGCCGAAAAAGCCUAAAGUCGGGGCCUUUAACCACCCACAGCCUAAUGGGAAUCGAUUCCAGAAGCCCGAUGAAACUGUGGGCCUCGAUAAAAGGUCGCCCGAGUGUUAAAAGAUCCAAGAGUUUGAGGUUCUUGUCCGGUCCGGAACUCUUGGCCGAGUUCGAAAGGGAGGUAUCCGAAGAGGAAGAAGAGAUCAAGAAAAUGAUUUUGGAGAAUGAAAGCCCGAAAAAGUCGAAAGCUUUACGCAAAUCAGAAGCUUUUCUUGAGUCCUACAAGUGGAACGUGAAGGUGCUCGAACGGGACAUAUAUGUGGACUCGGGCUUUAAGGAGGAGCUUAGGGUGCUGGUGGGCUCGAAGGAGGUUCGGGUGCCGCUAGUGUUCGUGAGGGGGAGAUUGAUUGGCGGGUUGGAUGAGGUGGCGAGGCUUGAAGGGGAGGGAGAAUGGGGGGUUUUGCUUCGGGGGAUACCGAGAGCCGUGACCACGGGCUGCAAGGGUUGUGCCGGGGUUCGGUUCAUGAUGUGCUAUGAGUGCAGUGGGAGCUGCAAGAUGUUGGGGGAUGAUGGGAGGAAGAGUGUUAAGUGUGGGAAGUGCAAUGAAAAUGGGUUGAUUAAUUUGUUGUUUUUAGGAUGUUGUUUGUUUGUGUUUGUGUGCGUGUCCAACAAAAAAUUGAUCAUAAUAAAGCAACUCCAUUAA
Messenger RNA from Striga hermonthica, 774 nucleotides. The record is from the annotation of a GenBank genome assembly. NCBI's taxonomy places the organism in Eukaryota, Viridiplantae, Streptophyta, Magnoliopsida, Lamiales, Orobanchaceae.